GCAUUUGCAAACAGUGUAAAUAAACAACAAAAUAUACUAGUUAAAUAUGGUUAGAACAAAACAGACGGCAAGAAAACCAGUAUGUCCAAUCUGCCGAGGGUACACGACAUCCAAGGAAUUCAUUGCACAUGUUCGUCAGUGUGAAGAAAAUCACUCCUGCACAAAAUGUAACAAAAUGUUCAAGAAAACUGUGUAUCUCAAAAAGCAUAUGUCAAGGGUUCACGCUGAAGUAAAGGCUCCCACAGAAACAAUUCAGAUUGACAAAACAAAGAAAACACAGGAACCGUUAAACAAACCCUCAGAGAAGCAAAGCACAUCAAGAGAUGAGUCGUCGGAUAAUGAUUACGAAUUAAUGGAUUUGAAGAACAAACCGUCAGAGAAGAAUAUGUCAGAGAUCCCAAGUACAACAAAAGACGAGUCCUCUGAUAGUAAUUAUGAUUUUAUGGAUUUUGCUCCAGAUAUAGAGAUAGGUGAAUUAGAGGACAGAGAAAGCACAGAUGAAAGUAAGUCAGAUGAUGAAUCUGAGAACGAAACAACUGAAAACCCAGAAGAAAAAAAUCCGAACACGAGAAAACAGAACUGAAUAUACCAGUAAAGAAACAACCUGAAGUAGGGUCAAAGGACAAGGAAGAAGAAAAGGAGUCCGAAGAGAAUGGACCCAAAGAAGAUAACAGAGUGGUACAGGACAUACGGACAGGUAGAAUCUUCAGAAAACAGACAAGACCUAUUUCGGUACUGACACCAAAGAGGAAGGCUGAUCAGAAGAUAGAGAAUGACCAGUCAAAGAGGAUCAAAGCCACAGAAACACAGACAUAUGAAAUUUCACAUGUGUUACUGAAAUCCACUGAAACGCAAACUGAGAAUACAGAAAUAGAUAAAGAGGAACACAAGAGUAAAGAUGAAGAUAGGUCGGAGUUAAAGAAUGAAUGCCGCUAUUGCCAAAUAUACUUUAAGGAUUCUGUCUUGUUAAAUCUUCACUUGGGUAUUCACACUGUGAAUGAUCCAUUUAAGUGUAAUAGA
Mercenaria mercenaria is the source of this 1020-nucleotide messenger RNA. RefSeq lists its product as uncharacterized. The record is from RefSeq and is a predicted model, not a curated record. The coding region runs from base 47 to 583 and encodes 178 amino acids. NCBI's taxonomy places the organism in Eukaryota, Metazoa, Mollusca, Bivalvia, Venerida, Veneridae. The transcript has 2 exons.